GCCGUCCCCACCCCGCCGCCGCCCGAGCUGGCCGUGUGUUCUCGCUGCCCCAAGACGCCUCACCGAGAACAGCCUGGCGCACCCGGCCAGGUUCGCGGGUAUCUGCUGCUUGUCCCUCUCCAGGCUCAGUGCCCCGGCCGCCGCCACCGCCGCCGUUGCCUCGAUGUUCCAGCUGCCCAUUUUGAAUUUCAGCCCCCAGCAAGUGGCCGGGGUAUGCGAAACCUUGGAAGAGAGUGGCGACGUGGAGCGCCUGGGUCGCUUCCUCUGGUCGCUGCCAGUGGCCCCGGCGGCCUGCGAAGCCCUCAAUAAGAAUGAGUCGGUGCUGCGCGCGCGAGCCAUUGUGGCCUUUCACGGUGGCAACUACCGCGAGCUCUACCACAUCCUGGAGAACCACAAGUUCACCAAGGAGUCGCACGCCAAGCUGCAGGCGCUGUGGCUGGAAGCGCACUACCAAGAGGCGGAGAAGCUCCGCGGAAGGCCCCUGGGACCGGUGGACAAGUACCGCGUGAGGAAGAAGUUCCCCCUGCCGCGCACCAUUUGGGACGGCGAACAGAAGACACACUGCUUCAAGGAGCGCACGAGACACCUGCUGCGCGAGUGGUACCUGCAGGAUCCGUACCCCAACCCCAGCAAAAAGCGCGAACUCGCCCAGGCCACGGGACUGACCCCCACGCAAGUGGGCAACUGGUUCAAAAACCGCCGACAAAGGGACCGUGCGGCUGCGGCCAAGAACAGACUCCAGCAGCAGGUCCUGUCGCAGGGCUCCGGGCGGGCGCUACGGGCAGAGGGCGAGGGCACACCGGAGGCGUUGGGAGUCGCCGCCAGCCCAGCCGCCAGUCUAUCCAGCAAGGCGGCCACGUCGGCCAUCUCCAUCACGUCCAGCGACAGCGAGUGCGACAUCUGAGCUGCCCACUCGGAAUGCUCAGUAACAGAAUCUGGUGUAAAAACGAGAUAAACAAGACGGAAGAGGGAGAAAGGAUGAGAGAGCAGAAACCCAGCGCCAGCGAAGCCAGGUGACCAGGGACGCGCGGGCUCAGGGUGCAGUGUCGGCCCAGAGGCGAGCCUGGCUCCACUGGUGCCCUUUGGCGGAGACCGCACGGGCCCGCGGUGGGGCCUGACCAUUUUGCUUUUUCCCAAGGAAAUUACUGCAAAGACGCCUUCAGAACCGGAGCCGAACUACAAGCUGAGCGCCUGCCCUAAGUCUCGCCAUGGGUAUUUCACGAGCAAAGGCACACUGUUAUAUAUGUAUAACUUUUGCUUUAAAGUUGUGUUUUUUUUUUUAACAAAACAUAUAUGCUGUUAUUUACUUAUUUAAGAGACUGCCAUGGUAGGUUUCUCUGUAGCUAGGGGAAUUUCCUGCUUUUAAACAGGCAGGCUGGCGCUGAUGGGUUCUUUGUGGAGAAGGCAAACAAUAAAACAACCUGGUGAGCAACCUUUCUUAAUUAA
Nycticebus coucang (slow loris) is the source of this 1446-nucleotide messenger RNA. It is a transcript of the gene SIX6, whose product is annotated as SIX homeobox 6. Gene Ontology annotation, molecular function: RNA polymerase II cis-regulatory region sequence-specific DNA binding; DNA-binding transcription factor activity, RNA polymerase II-specific. Gene Ontology annotation, biological process: eye development; regulation of transcription by RNA polymerase II. Lineage: Eukaryota; Metazoa; Chordata; Mammalia; Primates; Lorisidae. The transcript is spliced from 2 exons. Bases 164 to 904 code for a protein of 246 amino acids. Gene Ontology annotation, cellular component: transcription regulator complex; nucleus. The record is from RefSeq and is a predicted model, not a curated record.